This is a messenger RNA of Nymphalis io (European peacock), 3378 nucleotides long. It is a transcript of the gene ifc, whose product is annotated as sphingolipid delta(4)-desaturase DES1. The record is from RefSeq and is a predicted model, not a curated record. Gene Ontology annotation, biological process: ceramide biosynthetic process. Gene Ontology annotation, molecular function: sphingolipid delta-4 desaturase activity. The transcript is spliced from 7 exons. Gene Ontology annotation, cellular component: membrane. NCBI's taxonomy places the organism in Eukaryota, Metazoa, Arthropoda, Insecta, Lepidoptera, Nymphalidae. Bases 189 to 1154 code for a protein of 321 amino acids.
GACCACUAACUACUGCUUGUCACAAUUGAACAUUUGAACCGGUCGGACGUGAAUAUAAAUCGCUCGUCGCAAUUUAAAAGGGCGUAUCGCUAUAUUUUGUUUAGACGCGGUAAUUUCUUCUUUCAAUUUACCGUAGUAGUGAUUUAUUUCUAUUAGCCAUAGAUGAAGUGAAAAGUUUUGUGCUUAAAAUGGGUGCACGAGUGUCCAGAAAUGAUUUUGAGUGGGUUCAUACUGAAGAACCACAUGCCUCUCGCCGGAAGAUCAUCUUAGAAAAAUAUCCAGAAAUCAAGAAGCUCUACGGUUACGAUCCCAUGUUCAAAUGGGUGGUCACUGGCAUGGUGCUGACCCAGGUCGCCAUGAUGCCGAUAGUCCAGCACAUGAGCUGGCCAAUGCUGCUGAUCGUUGCGUAUUGCUUUGGGGGUGUUAUUAACCACUCCCUUAUGUUAGCUAUCCAUGAAAUAGCCCACAAUCUGGCCUUCGGUCACAAUCGUCCACUCCACAACCGAUUAUUUGGGUUCUUCGCGAAUUUGCCGAUCGGUAUACCGAUUUCAAUUAGCUUUAAGAAAUACCACUUGGAACAUCAUAAGUACCAAGGGGACGAAGUAAUAGAUGUCGAUCUACCGACGUUAUUGGAAGCGAAGCUGUUCUGUACAACCGGUGGGAAGCUCUUGUGGAUAAUACUGCAGCCAUUUUUCUACACUCUCCGUCCGUUGGUGGUGAGACCGAAGCCCCCACACCCCCUGGAGUUUGUUAAUCUCAUUAUACAGCUGUUCUUUGACGCAAUCGUUGUCAAAGUUUUUGGUUGGAAAGUGCUUGGAUACAUGGUGAUUGGGUCUUUGUUGUCGAUGGGCGUCCAUCCUGUUGCCGGUCACUUCAUAUCAGAGCACUACAUGUUCCGUAAGGGCUUUGAAACGUAUUCAUAUUACGGACCCCUGAAUUGGAUAACGUUCAACGUUGGUUACCACAACGAGCAUCACGACUUCCCCGCGGUCCCCGGGAGUAGGUUACCUGAGGUGAAACGAAUCGCCUCCGAGUUUUACGAUGAUCUACCGCAACACCACAGCUGGUCCUCAGUUUUAUAUGAUUUUGUAAUGGAUCCAGACAUCGGACCUUACGCGAGAAUCAAACGCAAGCACUAUGGCCUUAAAAGCUAGAUUUAAUACUAAUGUCACAAAUUUUCGAUAUGGCAGCGGAAAUUAUUAUUUAUUUUUAAUCUGUAUCUUAUUCUCUUCAAACUUCAAAGUUUAUUAUAAUUAUAAGAUUUGUUAAUUACAGAUAUAGUUUUGAAAUUAAUAGACUUAUUAUAUUCGUAAGAUAUAUUAUGCCGAUAUCAGCUUUUAUUCUUAUAUAGUUCUUUAAAAAAAACUUAUAAAAAUGCGGCUGUAUACAAAAUGUUUCUGACUAUUCUAUUUUUUUUUUAAUUUAAUAAAAAUAAAUUUAAAUAAAUUACCAAGUUUAUCUGUUCAAAAUUGUAAAAAAUGAUUAUGAAUAUCUAUUCAAAAUCAUUCAUUUUUCCAUAAACAACUACAAUAUUUUCUUUUAAAAAAAAAAACAUUUUAUCUUUAUACAUACAGUCUGUGACAUAUAGGUUAACUUAUUAUAAUAUAUAUGUAUCAUUAAUAUAAAUAAAUAUAUCAUAAAAAAAUUAUUUUAUGCUUAUAUGUAAGUAAUUUUUUUAAGUUUAAUAAUCAUAGCCAAAUCCAAAAACUCAUAGAAAUCUGUAAUUUAUUUUAUCUGUUGUUUUAACGAACCAUCUACCGUCAGAAUGUCUAUUUGCCAAACUACCAUUUCUAAAUAAACAUAAAAGAUAAAAUGUCAUGUUAAAAGAAAUGAUUGAAUACAGUUAUUUAGUUUUAUUUUAUUAUAGAUUAUGCAUUUAAUGCAGGCGUGAUAAUUGAGAUAUUAAAAACACUGAAUGUAUGUUAUUAAAUAUAAUUUUGACCACGCGCAUGUUUGUACAUGCACAUGUACAUGUAACAACAGCACUCGGGUUAUGUUAACUUUUAGUUAAUGCUUUUAGUUAAUAAUAUAAUCUUAAACGGUAUCAUAUUAAAGUUCAGUGUAGGGAAAGAAAUCUAUAUUUUAUACUUGUAUAUUUUUAUAACCAUAUAAUGGUUUUUAUAUUUCGCUUCUGCAUUUAUAAAUAAGCUAUUCCAGACAUGCGUUGCGAUGUUUCUGAGUGGCAUAGCAAUUAUAGGGCAAAACGGUGCGGUAAACCGGUGCCCGCUGAGAUGAGGGGGCCCCCUGGCAAAAUAUUAAGUAAAAUAAUUAAUGAGACUUUUUUAUUUUAGAUUUUUACAUACUAGCAACACCAUCUACCAUACUAAGCAUAAUCGCCGCACCUUAUUCGCCUAGCGACGCCACUGUUUCUAUUUUGUAAUCGAAUAUCCGAUGAGUCUUGCUCGCCAUGUGGUGAACCGUUGUUUCAAAUCAACAAAGAAAAUAAAGAUAACAAUAGAUAGAUAAUUAAAUUAUAUUAACUAAAUCCCUUGCGACUUAACCAGACACCUCGAGCUGGUAACGCAGUAGACUCAACGGUAUUAAAUCGCACGUUUUAUAUGUAAGGUGUCAUGGGGUUAGUUUCUAUGGUUUUUUGGUGUAAAAGACUUAAAAUAACGCAAUGUUUCUAAUUGAAUUUGAUUUAUUGGUUAUGGUAAUGAUUUUAUACAAAUAAGGUUAAGUUCUAAUCACACGUUUUUUUAAAUUAUAGCUGGUAUUUCUUACCACGGAAAAUUUGGUCAUUACCAUGAAGAUAUCUAAUAUUCGUUUACAGGAUUUUUCCUGAGACAUAUAGAAGAUUCGUUCGAUUGAAUUCAAAAUUAAAAAUAAUAUCAAUUUUAAUGGUAAUUUUGUUUGUCGUCCACAAAACCAGUGUUACCCGAACGUAAUAUAAUCAGGUGUAUGGCUCCAGGUAGUUGUAUUUUAUUUUGUUCACUGUUUUGGUUUGUCUUGGUUUGAAAUGCGCGCCAAUUAUUAACCAUCUUUAUAAAAAUAAAAUUUAGUUUGUAAAAACCCAUAAAGUACAGAUAUGUAUAUAUUUUUAAUUUCGCGCUAAUUGUCAAAGCUUAUUGUUAAAAUUAAUUAACAUACGUUUUAUAUUGAAAAUUAUUUGAGUUUUACGAUAAUAUACAUUAUGAAAAAGCAUCAAAUGAUUAUUUAGAAAAGUGAAAAUAGAAAAUAAAUAACAUAUUGAUGAUUAAAAUUAUAUCGUUUUAAAUUUUUUUUUCAUCUAAAAAUUGAAAAGAUCUGACUUUGUUAUAAUCUGUACUGUAUGGUGUUUACACAAGGCAAGGUAAAUACAGGAUGUAUUAUAGUAAUGUACAAAGCUGUUUUUAUGUGUAUAAAUCUAUGAUAUUGUAUUAAACGUUUAUUUAAAUA